AUGACGACAGCGGCGGCGGCGGCGUCGGUGGUGGCAGCAUCUGUGGCGGCGACGGCAGAGGGAGGAGGAGGGGACGGGGCGGCGGUGCGGUUCGGCAUCGUGGGGUGCGCCGAGAUCGCCCGCAAGGUCUCCCGCGCCAUCCGAAUGGCCCCCAACGCCUCUAUCGCCGCCGUGGGCAGCCGCUCCGGCGAGAAAUCCCGCCGGUUCCUCGCCGAGAAUGACCUCGACCCUGCCGCCGUCGCCGCCUACGGCAGCUACGAGGAGGUCCUCGACGACCCCAAAGUCGACGCCGUCUACAUGCCGCUGCCCACCAGCCUCCACCUCCCCUGGGCGGUCGCGGCGGCGGACAAGGGGAAGCACCUGCUCCUGGAGAAGCCAACGGCGCUGUGCGCCGCCGAUCUGGACAAGAUCCUUGCCGCCUGCGCCGCCGCCGGCGUCCAGUUCAUGGACACCACCAUGUGGAUACACCAUCCCCGCACAGCCGAGAUGCGCCGCCUCCUCUCCGACCCUGCCCUCUUCGGCGACCUCAGAUCGGUAAAUUGAAGACGAAUCUCUCAUAAUCUUCUCUUGAAAUCCGCAAGAAAUGGACUACGAUUUUGAGGUGUUACUCGCUGGGUUCCUGUGGGCAGGUGAGCAGCAUCUUCACCUUCCGGGCGGACGACGACUUCCUAAAGAACGACAUCAGAGUGAAGCCCGAUCUGGACGCGCUCGGAGCGCUCGGGGACGUCGGCUGGUACUGCGCGCGCGCCGCCCUCUGGGCUGCCGGCUACGGGCUGCCGGCGACGGCGGUGGCCCACCGCGGCCUGGUCACGAAUGAUGCGGGCGUGAUCCUUUCCUUCGGGGCCUCUCUGCAGUGGGAAGACGGGAAGAUGGCGACCCUCCAUGGUUCCUUUCUCUCCCACCUGACAAUGGAGCUGUCGGUGACGGGAACCAGAGGAACCCUGCGACUGAGCGACUUCAUCAUCCCCUUCGCUGAGGGCGGCGCCUCCUUCGCUUUCUCCUCGGAGGCCGCCUUCACGGAGCUCGUGACCGGCUGGCGGAGCAAACCCGGCGAGCGCGUCGUCGACGCGGAGCUGCCGCAGGAGGCGCUGAUGGUGGCGGAGUUCUCCCGACUGGUGGGGGGCAUCAAGGGCGGAUCUUUGAAGCCGGAGAGAAAGUGGCCGGAGAUCUCGAGGAAGACCCAGCUGGUGCUGGACGCCGUGAAGGCGUCCAUCGACAAGGGUUUUCUACCGGCAGAGGUCGGAGUCUGA
This is a messenger RNA of Spirodela intermedia, 1250 nucleotides long. The record is from the annotation of a GenBank genome assembly. NCBI's taxonomy places the organism in Eukaryota, Viridiplantae, Streptophyta, Magnoliopsida, Alismatales, Araceae.